This is a messenger RNA of Musca vetustissima, 550 nucleotides long. RefSeq lists its product as uncharacterized. The transcript has 2 exons. Bases 2 to 550 code for a protein of 182 amino acids. Lineage: Eukaryota; Metazoa; Arthropoda; Insecta; Diptera; Muscidae. The record is from RefSeq and is a predicted model, not a curated record.
AAUGGGCGCUGGAAAUUCAACACCACAAACCGCACGCAUAGAAAAUCCGAAAAGAGGUAUACCCAUAGAAGUUACACCAUCGGUGGUAAUGCGUUUGGAAAAUUCCAAAAAACAACAAGAAAACGUGCCACCUGAAACCCCAAAUGAACACCCCGAAUCGAAAGGAGUUCGAAGCAUACCCAACAUUUGGUCUGAAGGACCACAAGAAGACAUGUAUCGUCGAAAAUACAAUGAACACGAAGAAUAUCAAUUCGACAAAACAUUUGAAAAAUUAGAAAAUAUUCUUGGAAAACCUAUAGCAUGGCGUGAAGAUAUUGAAGGUGAAAUCUUAGGGCUGCGCAAAGAUCUUAUAAAAUGUUAUAGUGAUAAUCCAGGACAAACUCUGCAUUGUUCCCAGAUUGCCAGGAAAUAUCAAGAUUUUAUAUUUGAUCAACAAUACAAAAGUAUUUUGAAAGUAACAAAUGGUAAUGAGGAGGAAUCUGUUACUAUGUCAGGUGAACCGCAAUCGACACCACCUCCACCAUAUCAACAUUCACCACCGUAUGUUUAA